AUGAGCAUGGCCGCCGCCGAUGAUGAGCCAAUGUCGUGGGGCGAGGAUGCACUUGGCUUCGACUCCGAGGAUGACGAGCAGGUACAGGAGCCAGCACCCAGACCUGCGAAACCAGGCGGCCAGACUCCAAGAAUCCUUCCCGACCAUGGAAACACCGACAUCGUCAUGCAGCAUGCCAACUACAGCUGCAGCAAUCUCUCCCUGCCUGGCAAAAGCAGCACUGCCGAUAGAGUCCUGAAUCUACUCGCGCGCGAGACCGGCCUGGCAAAACCCACCUUGCUCGACAAUUACCGGUUGGAGGAAGAUCUAGGCAUUGAUCUGUACUCAGCCUUCGACAUCUUAGGUCAAAUGCGAGAGGAACUUGAAUUGUACAACAUCAGUUCAGAUCUGUUCACCGAGUAUCCCACCAUAGGAGAACUGAAGAGAUACUUCACUGCCAUGGACAGCAGUGCUGUAACUCCUCUGAGCCAAAUCUGGAACGACUCCGAUUCUGAUGAUAGCAUGGACCUUUCAGACACCGAGGCCACAUCAUUGGCACCAACGAGGCAUGCUUCACCGCCGGCUGUGCCAGAUGAAAUGGUCGCGAAAUAUACAGCACUUAUGCGAAGCAUUGUCGUUCGGGAGAUUGAGUUGGCCGAGCACCAAGUUGAUCAAGACAAAGAUCUGGAGGAUAUGGGAAUGGACUCCUUGUUGGCGCUGGUGAUCCUCGGAGAGCUACGGGAAGCCACCGAGAUCUAUGCCCUUCCUUCGAACUUUCUCACCGCCAAUAACACCAUCAAUCUUGUCGGCAAGGCAUUAGCUUUCGAAGUACAACUUGCUGGCAAGUGA
Messenger RNA from Pseudocercospora fijiensis CIRAD86, 828 nucleotides. RefSeq lists its product as uncharacterized. The record is from RefSeq and is a predicted model, not a curated record. The transcript has a single exon. The coding region runs from base 1 to 828 and encodes 275 amino acids. Lineage: Eukaryota; Fungi; Ascomycota; Dothideomycetes; Mycosphaerellales; Mycosphaerellaceae.